Capsella rubella is the source of this 1561-nucleotide messenger RNA. RefSeq lists its product as uncharacterized. Gene Ontology annotation, biological process: carbohydrate metabolic process. The transcript has a single exon. The record is from RefSeq and is a predicted model, not a curated record. Gene Ontology annotation, molecular function: acetyltransferase activity. NCBI's taxonomy places the organism in Eukaryota, Viridiplantae, Streptophyta, Magnoliopsida, Brassicales, Brassicaceae. Gene Ontology annotation, cellular component: Golgi apparatus. Bases 246 to 1352 code for a protein of 368 amino acids.
ACCGAAACGAAGAAGAGAAGAAGCCUACGGUUGUUCUGUUCCUUUCAAUCUCACCAAAUUAUCAUCUUCGCCUUCAAUCUUUGUUUUCUGUCUGAUGUGUUCUCUUCACCAAACCAAAUUCUUAACCCUAGCUUCUUAAUUAAAGGAAAUAAUAAAUAAAAGAGUUUAAUUCGAUCGAAUCUGGAUGAAGUUAGUUUUGUCUAGAUGAAAUCUAGAUAGAUGUGACUGAUUCCGUAAUCAGAGAGAUGCUAGGAGCGAUCCAUUUCGGAGUAUUAGCAGCUUGUUUCGUCCUCUUCGUUCCCAUGGUUAUGGCGGGUUGGCAUCUGAGCAGGAACAAGAUGCUCUUCUUUAGUGGCGCUUUGUUUAUUUCACUCGCGGUUUGCGUUCAUCUCACGCCUUAUUUCCCUUCUGUUUCGGACAUCGUAGCCUCUGUUUCGUCUGUUGUCGUCUACGAUCAUCGUAUCUCUUGUAUUAACGAGGUGAAUCAGAUUGUCUGGGAUGUUAAGCCGGUUCCCAAUCCCGAGUCAGUUCGUAGGCAUAAUGGCUCAACGAAGCUUGAUUAUUUCGUGAAGAAUUGGGAUUGGAUGAAAUCGAGGAAAGUUUUGAGCUGUGAGUUUCAGAAAUUGGAUAAAUUCGAUGUUUCGGAUUUGUUGAAUGGAUCUUGGGUUGUUGUCGCUGGUGAUUCUCAGGCGAGAUUCGUGGCUUUGUCUUUGUUGAAUCUUGUUUUGGGUUCCGAUUCAAAAGCUAUGGAGUCUGUUAAAGAUGAUCUGUUCAAGAGACAUAGUGAUUACAGCAUUGUGGUUAAGGAGAUUGGGAUGAAGCUUGAUUUUGUGUGGGCUCCUUACGAGAGAGAUUUGGAUGAUCUUGUGGUAUCGUAUAAGAAGAAGAACAAGUAUCCAGAUGUUGUGAUUAUGGGAAGUGGGUUAUGGCACAUGCUUCAUGUGAACAAUGCUUCGGAUUUCGGCUUCCGGUUGAAGCAAUUGAGUAGUCAUGUAGAGUCUCUAGUGCCCUUGACGCCAAAGGAGCAAGAAGGAGGCGGAUCGGCCUCUGGUAGAUCUAUGCAUCUCUUCUGGAUCGGGAUGCCAGUUUUGAUCAAUGGGAUGUUGAAUACGGAUGAGAAGAAGCAGAAGAUGAGUGAUACGGUGUGGCAUGAGUAUGAUAGAUCACUGGGGGAGAGUAAGAUCUUGCGCCAAAUGGGUGGUCCGCUUAUCUUGCUUGAUAUCCAGUCCUUCACAUGGAAUUGUGGACCGCAAUGUACACUUGACGGAAUGCAUUAUGACUCUGCGGUCUAUGACGCCGCUGUUCACGUCAUGCUCAAUGCGUUGCUUAUCGAAUCUCAUCAAACUUUAUGAGUUCUUGACACGGUUUUCUUUUGUUAUUUUCCAUUUUCUUUGCGGUUCUUCUGUAGAGUUUUAAGAGCAGUUUGAUGUUGAUAGGAAUUUUUUACAACACACGAUGAUCCUUUUGGCCUGAAUGAUCUUCACAUUGGAAGUAAGUGAACUUACAUUCUUGGCUAUAAUAGGUUUAAUAUCUUUUGACUUUGAACCUUUAGUUAUUCUGA